Messenger RNA from Callorhinchus milii (elephant shark), 1303 nucleotides. RefSeq names its product probable G-protein coupled receptor 139. Gene Ontology annotation, molecular function: G protein-coupled receptor activity. The transcript has 2 exons. The record is from RefSeq and is a predicted model, not a curated record. Gene Ontology annotation, cellular component: membrane. The coding region runs from base 309 to 1292 and encodes 327 amino acids. NCBI's taxonomy places the organism in Eukaryota, Metazoa, Chordata, Chondrichthyes, Chimaeriformes, Callorhinchidae. Gene Ontology annotation, biological process: G protein-coupled receptor signaling pathway.
CUCCACUGGACCAAAGUGUCGAGAUAAAGAUGGUAAAGUGCAUCGGAUCAUUGCCGACAUCUUAUUUCUCAUGUCGCCUCUGUUAAAACUUGUAAAAACAUGUACAAUUCCCUCAUGAUAUUCUUUAGCAGCUGCUUUCGAUUACUUUUUAAUUGGACUAUCAUCAUUAUCAGCGAUCACACCACCAAAUUAAUCAACUGGGGAAAUUCCUCUGCUAUAUUAAUCCUUCUUUGAUAGUGUCAUCCAACAAUUGAAGACAAAGCGUUUGUGAUCAACACGACGACGACUCAGUAUCGUACUCAACAAAAAUGAAAGGAACUCAAUUGAGUAAAAUAAUUAUUCAGAUAGAACUGAUAUACUACCCAAUCGUUGCAGCUAUUGGCGUUCCAGUUAACUUGGUGACGAUUGUGAUCCUGUCCCGAGGAAAGUGCGGUCUCUCCACAUGUAUCACUCGCUACCUGGUGGCCAUGGCAGUGGCAGACCUGCUGGUGGUGAUCACUGAUGUGAUGUGGAAGCGCAUUUCAGUCACCUUUACGUGGCAUUUUAUUUUCCUGAACCUGACUCCUAUCUGUUGCAUCCGUGAGGUGCUGUUUCACGCCACCACCACCUGUUCUGUUUGGCUCACAAUCGCUUUCACCUUUGAUCGCUUUGCAGCAAUUUGUCGUCAGAAACUGAAAACCAAAUACUGCACCGAGAAAACAGCGACGGUGGUCAUUGUGUCGGUCUGUGCGUUCAGCUGUGUGAUCAACAUCCCCCGGUACCUCGAGAUUGAACCGCUCUUUAUAAUUAACAACAAGCCCUGGUUUUGUGUCGUUAAACCAAGUUUUUAUUAUUCAUGGAUAUGGACCGCUUUUCAGUUGCUUCAAUGCAUUUUAACGCCGUUUAUCCCAUUUGUUCUCAUUUUGCUGCUCAAUGUUCUGACCAUAAGAUAUAUCUUAGUGACCAAUGCUGCACGGAGAAGGCUCCGAGGCCACAGCAAUGGGGAACAUCAGAACGACGCAGAGAUGCAGAAUCGGAGAAGAUCCAUCAUUUUGCUGUUUACAGUAACGGGGAGUUUCAUUUGCUUAUGGGUGACGUAUGUGAUAACUUAUAUUCAAUACCAAGUUGAAUUUAUGGCUCUAAAUUUAACGAGUGAUGCAGGUAUUGUGCUACGAGUCGGCAAUAUGCUUCGACUUUUCAGCUGCUCCACAAACACAUGUAUUUAUGCUUUGACACAAUCCAAAUUCAGAAAGCAGCUGAAGAAUAUGAUGAAUUACCCAUUGUAUCAAAUAUUGAUUCUGAUCAGAUCAUAAGAAUUUGCUGA